Musa acuminata AAA Group (dessert banana) is the source of this 1143-nucleotide messenger RNA. RefSeq names its product peroxisomal membrane protein PMP22-like. Gene Ontology annotation, cellular component: membrane; cytoplasm. Bases 87 to 644 code for a protein of 185 amino acids. The record is from RefSeq and is a predicted model, not a curated record. NCBI's taxonomy places the organism in Eukaryota, Viridiplantae, Streptophyta, Magnoliopsida, Zingiberales, Musaceae. The transcript has 7 exons.
UAAGAAUGCUCCUCGAUCAGCCGUCGUCGUUGACUCUCUUUGAGGCCUAGGGUGCACUGUUCUUCUUCUUCCUGGUGUUUAGAGACAUGUCAGAGAUCGUGACUGUAGCGUGGCAGCGCUACCUUCAGCAACUCCAAGCCCAUCCCCUGAGAACAAAGGCUAUUACUUCAGGGGUGUUGGCUGGAUGCAGUGAUGCGAUCGCACAGAAGAUCUCCGGGGUCAAGAGGCUCCAGUUGAGAAGGAUGUUUCUGCUCAUGCUUUAUGGCUUUGUGUAUGCCGGACCAUUUGGUCAUUUUCUGCACAAGUUUAUGGAAAGGCUUUUCAAGGGAAAGAAAGGAAAGGACACUGUUGCCAAAAAGGUGCUGUUGGAACAACUUACUGCCUCACCUUGGAACAAUAUGCUCUUUAUGAUGUACUAUGGUUUGGUUCUUGAAGGUAGAUCAUUUAGUUUGGUGAGAAGGAAAAUAAGGAAAGAUUACCCAUCUGUUCAAAUGACUUCAUGGAGGUUUUGGCCUAUAGUUGGUUGGAUAAACUACCAAUAUAUGCCUCUGCAGCUGCGUGUUCUAUUCCACAGCUUUAUUGCCUCAUGCUGGGCUGUGUUUCUGAAUCUAAAAGCACAAUCCGGUGCUGCUAAGGAGGCUUAAUAUGAAGAUUAGUAUUUUGCUUUAUACUGCAAAGGAGCUGUUAGGGUUCCUUGUUGCACCGUGUUGUAGUGUUAUGUCAGCUAUGACAAAUAAUGUGUUCGUUUGAUAUCCCAGUCUUGCAUUUGCAACCAGUGUCGCCUCGUGCUAUGCGAAGCUUAAAUAGAUUACACUGAGGUCCUUUUUUUUUAGACAAAUGAAAAACAAUAAAGAGGAUGAUCCAAGUUUACAGCAAGAUAUUCUACUUCAGUGUGUAGAUGAGGUGUUUUAGAGUUUGAGAUAUGUAUACGUUACUCCUUGUAAUCUAAGCAUUGAGAAGUUCAAAAACAAAAAAAGAACAAGGGGUUGUUCUUUUAAUCAUUUAGUUAUUUUUCCAGGAGGCAUAAGAAGCUGCAUUGAUGUGCGGAGACGAACAUUAUGUAUGCACCAUGCAUCGUUCUGUAAUAUGGAUGGGACUCUUAGCUGCUGCUGGUUUUGAGUGUUGUUAGAGAGUUUAUUGAUA